Messenger RNA from Otolemur garnettii (small-eared galago), 939 nucleotides. RefSeq names its product olfactory receptor 4P4-like. Lineage: Eukaryota; Metazoa; Chordata; Mammalia; Primates; Galagidae. The coding region runs from base 1 to 939 and encodes 312 amino acids. The transcript has a single exon. Gene Ontology annotation, biological process: G protein-coupled receptor signaling pathway. Gene Ontology annotation, cellular component: membrane. Gene Ontology annotation, molecular function: G protein-coupled receptor activity; olfactory receptor activity. The record is from RefSeq and is a predicted model, not a curated record.
AUGGGAAGAAACAAUAACGUCACUGUGUUUAUUCUCCUGGGGCUUUUCCAAAACAAGAACUCGGAAACACUGUGCUUUGUGUUGUUUUUAUUUUGCUACACGGCUAUUUGGGUGGGAAACUUGCUCGUAAUGAUUUCCAUCACGUGCAGUCAGCUAAUUGAACAACCCAUGUAUUUCUUCCUCAAUUAUCUCUCUCUCUCGGACCUUUGCUGUACAUCCACGGUGACCCCCAAGCUCAUGGCAGACUUGCUGGCAGAAAGGAAGGUGAUUUCCUAUAAUAACUGCAUGAUACAGCUGUUCACCACCCAUUUCUUUGGAGCCAUAGAGAUCUUCAUUCUCACGGGAAUGGCCUAUGACCGCUACGUGGCCAUCUGCAAGCCCCUGCACUACAGGGUCGUCAUGACCAGGCGAAAGUGCAACACGAUCGUCGCAGCUUGCUGUACUGGGGGAUUCAUUCACUCUGCCAGUCACUUUCUUCUCACCAUCUUCUUAUCAUUUUGUGGCCCCAAUGAGAUCGAUCACUACUUCUGCGAUAUAUAUCCUUUGUUGAAAUUGUCCUGUUCUAAUACACGAAUAAUAGGUGUUUUAGUCAUUGCUACUUCAGGCCUGAGUGGUUUAGUGAGCUUCGUUACCUUGCUGUUGUCUUAUUUCUUUAUACUGUACACCAUCAGAGCGUACUCUGCAGAGAGUCGCCGCAGAGCUCUUUCCACUUGCAGUUCUCAUGUAACCGUUGUGGUCUUGUUUUUUGCACCUGCUCUGUUCAUUUACAUUAGACCCGCCACAACGUUCCCAGAAGAUAAAGUGUUGGCUCUCUUCUACACCAUCAUCGCUCCCAUGUUCAACCCUCUGAUCUACACGCUGAGAAACAUGGAGAUGCAGAAUGCCUUGAGGAAAGUUUGGUGUCGUCAAGUAAUCCUAAAAGGAAAUUCACCUUUCUGA